Molecule: messenger RNA, 982 nt
Organism: Thamnophis elegans (Western terrestrial garter snake)
Lineage: Eukaryota; Metazoa; Chordata; Lepidosauria; Squamata; Natricidae
Product: adiponectin-like
Exons: 2
Coding region: 1-726 (241 amino acids)
Molecular function (GO): protein binding
Source: RefSeq, a predicted model, not a curated record
AUGAAACAAGCAUCAAGCCGCCUUUUUUGUUCUGUGGUGCUGCUAGUGGUGUUUAGUUGUAACCAUGAAGGUUCUGCAGAAGAAAACUCUCCACAGCCUCAAGGAUCUUGUACAAAUUGGAUGGCUGGAUCACCAGGUCACCCAGGUCAUAAUGGAGUACCGGGGAGAGAUGGACGGGAUGGAAGAGAAGGAGAAAGGGGAGAGAAAGGAGACCUAGGUGGACCGGGUGAAAAGGGAGAUAACGGAUUUCCUGGUAUUCCAGGUCCUCCAGGACCACCAGGUCAUUCAGGCGUGCCAGGACCGAAGGGGGGAAGUGCCACUGUCUAUCGAUCUGCCUUUAGUGUUGGUUUAACAUCCAGAGUUUCUUAUAUUAAUAUGCCUAUCAAAUUUACAAAGGUCUUCUACAAUGAACAAAAUCACUACAAUACCGUCACAGGAAAGUUCCAAUGCACCAUUUCUGGAGUAUAUUAUUUUGCAUAUCAUCUCAGUGUAUAUGCCUCAGAUGUGAAAGUUAGUUUAUUCAAGAAGGACACAGCAAUCAUAAUCACCUAUGACCAGUACCAGGAAAACAAUGUGGAUCAGGCUUCUGGAUCUGUUUUACUCCAUUUGGAAUCGGGGAAUGAAGUCUGGCUACAGUUAUAUGGAGAAGAAAAAAGUAGUGUCUAUGCUGAUAAUGUUAAUGAUUCAACUUUCAUGGGAUUUUUGCUUUACCCUGAUUUGAAUUGAGUUGUAGAAAGGGGAUGAAGUAGGGAAGAUGGAAAACAGCCAAGCAUGAUAUGGACUCCAUUUUUCUUGUAGACUUCUGGUAUGUUAGAAACACAAAUAGCCUUGGGUGGUUCAAAUUUGAAUGCUUAUUGCUUGCAUAUUAUGAUUUCUGUGUGUAAGUCAUCAAAUAUUUGUAUUCCUUCACACCACUUCAAUGGUUUUCAGUUCAUACAUUCAGUUGUCGGUUAUGCAAUAAUCAGAUACAAUGAAAUCAAGU